AUGCCAGAACGAUUGCGACAGCUUUUUGUUGACAUUUGUCUGUUUUGCAAUCCUACGGAUGCUCUUUAUCUCUUUGAGCGAUCUUUGCCUCAGCUAAUGGAAGAUUUUAUUCGUAAUGGUCACGACGCCGAAAUAGCAAAAAACUUGACUUUGAAAUUUAUUCAAGACAAGCUACUUCUCAACAAUCAAACGAUGGAAAAUCUCUCAUUGCCUGUUCCUGAUUUUCAGCUUAUUCAUCGUCUUAUCGCGGCUCAACUCGAAGAAAAUGCUGAAAUUACUAUGAGAGAGAAGAGAAGAUUAGGUGAAUUGAUGGUUAGUCAGUUGAACGAAGGUCAACGGGCUGCCUUCGAUCAAGUCAUGGCUGCCGUCAACGAUACUGAAAAUGCAAUUCCGCAUCAGUAUUUCUUGGAUGGCCCUGGAGGAACGGGGAAGACGUUCCUGUACAACACUCUCAUCACCGUACUGCAGGGACAAGGGAAAACAGUGAUCGCCGUUGCGUCUACCGGCAUCGCUUCUACGUUGUUGAUUGACGGCACAACGUAUCAUUCCCAAUUCAAGAUUUACCCUCCAAUCACUGAAGCGACCAGAUCAAAAAUCGAAGAUGGUAGCUUCCUCGCUCAUUUGAUCAGAAGUGCAGUUCUCAUCAUUUCUGACGAAGCCACCAUGAAGACAAAUCACGCCCUUAGUGCUUUCAAUUUCCUGUUCCAAAAGUUGCACAAGAACAAUAUUCCUCACGGUGGUAAAGUGCUCCUUCUUGGUGGCGAUUUUCGUCAGUGUUUACCGGUCGUCCGACACGGAAACAGGGUGACAGUGCUGGAAGUCACUAUCCGAAACAAUGACACUUGGCCUCAGUUUCAACAACUUCGUCUGACUCAAAAUAUGCGUACCGUGGCCGGCAGUCAAGACUACGCCGAUUGGCUCAUUCAGCUUGGAAACGGAACUCUACCGACGCAUCCAAAAUUGAACAUCCCCGAUAUGAUUGAAAUUCCUAAAGAAUUUUUCAAUUAUAACCGGAGUUUAGUCGAGCACGUCUUUGGUGAUCCUGCUCAACUGUUAGAUCCUGUCGUAUCUAAACAAAUAUGCAGUCGCGCUAUUCUUUGUCCGAAAAACGGCGAUUGCUUACGAAUCAACAAUCAGAUCAUCAAAGACAUGCCCGGUACGCUUCAUGAGUACAGAAGCAUCGAUACCAUCGACUCUGACGACCCUGAAGAAAUUUCAAAUUACCCAACCGAAGUUCUCAACUCCUUUGACGUCUCCGGAAUUCCCACCCAUUUGCUGAAAAUGAAAGUGGGAGCCGUCAUCAUUCUUCUGAAGAAUAUCGAUUCGCGUCAGGGACUUUGCAAUGGGACCCGGCUCAUCAUCAGGGCGCUUAGAGAAAAUCUGAUCGUUGCAGAAAUUGCUGCUGGAAAAAACAAGGGGCACAUCGUCUACAUCCCGCGGAUGAUGAUGUCCCCAACUGAUUCGGAUCUUCCAGUCAUCCUCAAGAGGCUCCAGUUUCCCGUUUUGUUGGCGUUUGCGAUGACCAUCACAAAGUCACAGGGCCAAACGUUUGAUCGGGUCGGAAUAUUACUUCCAGAACCCGUCUUCAGUCAUGGCCAGCUGUAUGUGGCCUUCUCCAGAGCUACAUCGAAAGACGGAGUCCGAGUCGAGAUUGCUGAGUCUGGGAAACAAGGCAAGCUUCUCAAAAAUCAUCCGACAGCCACCGAAGAAGAAAAGAAAAAGGUGUUUACUUUAAAUGUUGUCUUUAAAGAAGUUUUAUUGUAA
Messenger RNA from Daphnia pulex (common water flea), 1764 nucleotides. Its product is annotated as ATP-dependent DNA helicase PIF1-like. The transcript is spliced from 2 exons. The coding region runs from base 1 to 1764 and encodes 587 amino acids. The record is from RefSeq and is a predicted model, not a curated record. NCBI's taxonomy places the organism in Eukaryota, Metazoa, Arthropoda, Branchiopoda, Diplostraca, Daphniidae. Gene Ontology annotation, molecular function: DNA helicase activity. Gene Ontology annotation, biological process: telomere maintenance; DNA repair.